AUGGACAAUCAACCGCCUCAGGUGAAGUCCUUCGGGGACUUGUGUCAUCUCAGCGAAACAGCCGAUGGCAAAAUUUCGCGGUUCGCCGUCACAACUCGGGAUUACCAAGUCUGGAUUGGUGAAGCUCCGGUCAGCCUUAAUACCUUGAGCCUAGAGGACAUCACGGACAAUCUAAAGUCUGUUAUUCCGGAUGAAGAUGUAUACCCCGAGGCUCCAUCGCAUAUCACGACUGCUUCGGUUUCGAUUGACAGCAACAUCUUCGUCAAAGGCCCUAAAAUUGGAAGCUACAACGAGCUCGUAGGUACAGACACAUUGCCAAAACUGCUUCUCCAGGAAGCUGAGAUACUGGAGAUCUUGCGACGUAAUCAACACCAAAAUAUCAUCCAAUAUCAUGGUGUCAUUGUGAGGAGGGGUCGUAUUGUUGGCCUUGCCUUAGAUCGACACCCUCGUACGCUUGAGCUCGAAGCCCGACUGCAAAAGCGGAAGAUUAACUACGAUAUGUGCUUCGACGCGAUCAAGGCAGCAGUGAACCACCUUCAUUCGCUCGGAUUAGCUCAUAACGACCUUAACCCGAACAACAUUAUGAUGGACAAAGGCGGCAGACCGAUCCUCGUUGAUUACGGCUCUUGUCAGCCGUUCGGGAAGCCCCUCCUCACAGCAGGCACACCAGGAUGGUGCGAUGAAAAUUUCACAACUUCGGCGCAGCAAAAUGACGAAUUUUCUCUGAAACAACUCCAGAUCUGGCUCCAAAACAAAGUAAUUAAAUGA
Trematosphaeria pertusa is the source of this 768-nucleotide messenger RNA. RefSeq lists its product as uncharacterized. The transcript has a single exon. Gene Ontology annotation, molecular function: protein kinase activity; ATP binding. Bases 1 to 768 code for a protein of 255 amino acids. Gene Ontology annotation, biological process: protein phosphorylation. NCBI's taxonomy places the organism in Eukaryota, Fungi, Ascomycota, Dothideomycetes, Pleosporales, Trematosphaeriaceae. The record is from RefSeq and is a predicted model, not a curated record.